GAUUUAGUUGAAGUGAAUCACUUGUGGUAUAUAAACGAUAUAAUUGAUAAAAGGAUUACGUCCAGUGAAAAGUCUAAGUAAAAUGGUGGCAUUAGAAUUAGUUUUAAUAGCAAUUGCAUCCUUAUUCCUGCUUUAUAAAUGGCUAACGGCAACUUAUAAUACGUUUGAGUUACGUGGUGUGCCCUACGAGAAGCCCUAUCCGUUAGUGGGCAACUUUGGUGCGGUGGUUCUUAAUAAAGAAUCAAUGAGAAAAAGUUUUAUAGAAUUUUAUAAACGCAAUAAAUUACAUAAAGUGGUGGGUUUUUAUAAUUUUCGUACCCCUGCAUUUAUAAUAAAUGAUCCAGAAUUAGUUAAAAAGUUGGCUGUUAAAGAUUUUGAGUCUUUUCCAAAUCAUGCACCAUUUUUCAAUGCAGAUGAUGAACCAUUAUUUGCUGGUAUGUUAUCAAUUAUGAAGGAUCAACGCUGGAAAGACAUGCGUAACACAUUGACACCAGUUUUUACUGCAGCAAAGAUGCGCAGCAUGCUUCCAUUGAUGAAUGAAUGCUUCCUUGAGUGCAUAAAUAAUUUAAACAAAAAAUUGGAAGGUGGAAGUUGUGAGCUUGAAAUGAAACAAUUCUUCACAAGACUCACCAAUGACAUCAUAGCAACAACUGCUUUCGGCAUUAGUAUAAAUUCUUAUGAGAAUCCAAAAAAUGAAUUUUAUGAUAUUGGACAAUCAAUCACAAACUUUAAGGGCGCACAGAUGCUCAAAUUUAUGUUAUCAAAUGUAAUGCCUUGGUUGUUAAAAUUCCUCGGUGUUCGAGUUUUCGAUGCACACAAAACGGAUUACUUCAUGCGUCUCGUCGUUGAUUCUAUGAAAUAUCGUGAGAAACAUAAUAUAGUACGACCUGAUAUGAUACAAUUGCUGAUGGAAGCAAAGAAAGAGUCAACACAGAAUUGGUCAGAUAUAGAUAUUGUUGCGCAAUGUUUUGUAUUUUUCUUUGCGGCUUUUGAGAAUAAUGCAAAUCUGAUUUGCGCUACAUGUCACGAGUUGAUGGAAAAUCCUGAUAUACAACAACGUGUAUAUGAGGAAUGUGUUGAAAUAAAGGCGGAAUUAAAGGAAGAGACAUUAAAUUAUGAGACUACAAAUAAAAUGAAAUACAUGGAAAUGGUGCUCAAUGAAACUUUACGAAGAUGGGCUUUUGCUCCUUUCACGGAUCGUGUCUGUUCCAAAGAUUAUAAACUAACUGAUGAUGAUGAUAAAUUACUGUUCGAAUUUAAAGUUGGUGAUCGUAUAUUCUUUCCAAUUGGCGGUUUUCAAUUGGAUGAAAAGUAUUUUGAAAAUCCUGAUGUGUUUGAUCCGGAACGUUUUAGUGAUGAGAAUAAAGGAAACAUUGUACCUUUCACAAAUAUACCCUUUGGCGUUGGACCUAGAAUUUGUAUAGGUAAUCGAUAUGCACUUAUGCAGGCAAAGGCAAUAUUAUAUUACUUAGUUACGAACUACAAAUUGGAACGUUCUGAAAAAACGGUCAAAAACGUUUUCGAUGAAAUGCGCGGUUUUCAAGUGACUCCAAAUGGUGGUUUUUGGUUACGUUUUGUGUCACGUACUUAAACUGUCAACCAUUUUAACAAGUGAUUUAAACUCUAUUAAUUAUAAGUGUUUAUUUAAAUUGUAUAAUUGCUGCACCUUUUUAAUUAUACCAUAUAUAAAUAAUUGUAUGUGUGCUUCUUAUAUACACAGAUCAUUACUUGUAAUACAUAUAAUUAAUAUAUAAUA
Messenger RNA from Teleopsis dalmanni, 1756 nucleotides. RefSeq names its product cytochrome P450 9b2-like. The record is from RefSeq and is a predicted model, not a curated record. The coding region runs from base 83 to 1591 and encodes 502 amino acids. The transcript is spliced from 4 exons. NCBI's taxonomy places the organism in Eukaryota, Metazoa, Arthropoda, Insecta, Diptera, Diopsidae. Gene Ontology annotation, molecular function: iron ion binding; heme binding; oxidoreductase activity, acting on paired donors, with incorporation or reduction of molecular oxygen.